AUGGAAUGGAAUGGACCAUUCCCACCACCGUUGCUACCACACACCACCACCACCACGCCAUCCGCCGCCGUCACCUACCUCCGCCGCCACCCGCCACCGCUGCUGCCACCACCUAUUGAUGCCACCCACCUUCGUCCUCACCACCGCUGUCGCCGCCACCCACCGUCGCCACUGCCACCUCCGAUCAUCGCCACCACCCACAUUCGAUCAUCACCGCCACCAUUGCCACUGCCACCUUCGAUCACCGCCACCACUCACCGCCACCUCCGACCACCAUCGCCGCUGCUACCACCUCCGACCACCCCUACCACCACCAUUGCCACCGCCGCCACCUACCUCCACCGUCAUCCACCACCACCGUUGUCACCAUCCGCCGUCGUCUCCACCCACCACCACCGCCAACCUUCGCUGCUACAACUGACACCUAGCACCACCUCCCAUCAUCGCCCAUCACUGACCACCGCCAUCUGA
Molecule: messenger RNA, 471 nt
Organism: Helianthus annuus (common sunflower)
Lineage: Eukaryota; Viridiplantae; Streptophyta; Magnoliopsida; Asterales; Asteraceae
Product: formin-like protein 14
Exons: 2
Coding region: 1-471 (156 amino acids)
Source: RefSeq, a predicted model, not a curated record